GCAUUUAUAUUUUCCAUUUUAGGUUUAUAUCCAAUCGCGAACGAUGUCUUUUCCCGAUAAAGAGCAAAGAAAGACUUGUUGGGACUCCAGGGAUCGUUACUGGGAGUGUUUAGAUAAGCAGAAUAUAAAAGACAGCUCCUAUAAACCCAAAGAGUGUUUGGAGUUAAGACAGCUAUUCGAAAAGUCGUGCCCCACACAGUGGGUCUCACACUUUGAUAGGAAACGGGAUUUUAAUGUGUUUAAAGAGAAAAUGCAGAAGGAAGGAUAUGAACCUAUAAAAGAACAAUAAAGAUUAAUGUUUAAUUGUAAAUGUUAGAUUUUGAAUAGUAAAUUAUUUUUUGUUGCAA
This is a messenger RNA of Cydia amplana, 347 nucleotides long. Its product is annotated as cytochrome c oxidase assembly factor 6 homolog. Lineage: Eukaryota; Metazoa; Arthropoda; Insecta; Lepidoptera; Tortricidae. The transcript has a single exon. The record is from RefSeq and is a predicted model, not a curated record. Gene Ontology annotation, cellular component: respiratory chain complex IV; mitochondrion. Gene Ontology annotation, biological process: mitochondrial ATP synthesis coupled electron transport; respiratory chain complex IV assembly. The coding region runs from base 44 to 289 and encodes 81 amino acids.